This is a messenger RNA of Physella acuta, 1754 nucleotides long. RefSeq lists its product as uncharacterized. Gene Ontology annotation, molecular function: oxidoreductase activity, acting on the CH-OH group of donors, NAD or NADP as acceptor. NCBI's taxonomy places the organism in Eukaryota, Metazoa, Mollusca, Gastropoda, Physidae. The record is from RefSeq and is a predicted model, not a curated record.
GUUUGAUUUAGGCGAGAUUAUAAGGUAAAGUGGACCAAGGUCUAAAGGAAGUGGGUGUGGCUUAUCUCAUUUAGCCAUUUAACAGCAUGAAAUACCAAACAAGAGUUAAUUUGUUUCAUUACUAAGUCCCGUGGUCAGUUGAGUAUUGAAAUAUGGCAAGCAGCACCCCAUUGGUGCUGGUAACGGGUGCCACAGGGUACGUCGCCUCCCACGUUGUCCAGCAGCUACUGCAGCAAGGUCACCGUGUCCGCGCGACCGUGAGAAGUCUGAAGGAUCAUGUCAAGGUCAAGCACCUGCACGAGCUGUGCCCGUCAGCUGAACACAAGCUCGAGCUGGUGGAGGCGGAUCUGUUGGACGCUGACUCCUGGACUCCGGCAGUCCAGGGCUGCACCUAUGUCCAGCACGUGGCCAGCCCCUUCCCAUCAGCCCCACCCAAGAGGGACGAUGACCUGAUCAGACCAGCUGUAGACGGCACGUUGAACGUCCUGAGGGCGGCACUGGCGUCUGGUACCGUACAGAGAGUGGUGCUCACAAGUUCUGUUGUUGCCGUAGCUUCUGCAGGUGGGAAUGUGACACCCUACACAGAGAGCGACUGGGCUGAUGAGAAGUCUCCACAUACAGGUGCUUACAACAAAAGCAAAAUUCUGGCAGAAAGAGCUGCUUGGGAUUUCGUGAAAACUGUACCAGCAGAGAGAAAGUUUGAGCUGGCUGUUGUGAAUCCUGUUCUGGUAGUUGGUCCAGCACUUCACGGAAACCCUGGUACAAGUAUUGAAAUAAUUAAACGGCUAAUGGAGCAUAAGAUACCCAGGUGUCCAAAGUUUACCUUUGCUGUUGUUGAUGUCAGGGAUGUUGCUAAAGCUCAUGUUGUGUGCAUGACGUCACAGGAAGCUGCAGGAAAACGUCACAUUUUGAGUACAGCCAAUUUGUGGCUGUCCGACAUUGCUAAAAUUUUAGACAGUGAAUUUUGUCAACAUGGCUACAAUAUUCCUACGGGCGAGCUGCCAAACUUUGUCACAAAUUUGGCUAGCUUUUUUGAUAAGGGGUUGCACUCUGCCAAAGUUUUUGCCAGUAAAGUUAUUUUGUUAGACAACAGCAGGAUGACCAAGGUACUCAACAUCAGUCCACGUGAUGUGAGGACCACGUUCAUAGACAUGGGCAACUCUAUGAUUGACCACGGUUUGGUCAAGAGAUCAGACAAAUACAAGGGAAGGCCUAGUGCAGGCCAACAACAAGCCAGCGAGUGAGAGAACCAUGUACGAGUUGUCGGUCAUGAUUUGCUUAUUGUCUGUAGUCAGUCAAGUUUUACUUAUUAUCUGGAGUCAGGAGUCAGUCAUAAUUUAAAUAUUGUCAGGAAUCAGUCAUGAUUGUAUUAAAUCACAAGUCAGCCAUAAUUAAUAUUGCUGUAUAUACUAAACUAGUCAUCCGUUGUGUAAGCUGCUUCAUAUUGAUUCAAUUUUUACUGGAAAAAAAGCACCAAUGUAUCUUAUUUAGGAUUAAAAGGGGCAUAACUCCUUAUUCAUAGACUGUGUUACAAUAAUGGAGUUAUGUCCCUCAACUCUUUAUUCUUUGAAAAAGAAAAUAUCUAAGAUUUCCUUUCAAUGUAUUUGUAAUUGAAAAAGUAUAAAAUUUUGUGUAAAGAAAGUUGAACCUCUUUAUUUUUAUAAAACUUGAACAAAACAAACAGAGUAUACUGCUUGAUAUUCAAUUUUAUGACCAUAUUGAACAAGUGCUAAAGAAAUACCUAAAAAAAAUAA